Molecule: messenger RNA, 1500 nt
Organism: Drepanopeziza brunnea f. sp. 'multigermtubi' MB_m1
Lineage: Eukaryota; Fungi; Ascomycota; Leotiomycetes; Helotiales; Drepanopezizaceae
Source: RefSeq, a predicted model, not a curated record
AUGGAAACCUUCUACAGACUCAAGGACAAGGUCGUCAAGCUCCUAUCCCCAGGUCCGAAGCGUCGACGCACUCUCGGUCCCAGCACCAGCACCAGCACCCCCUCCAGCAAGGAACACGCUUACCUCUCGCACUCCGAGCCUCGAGACACAAAGGCACAAGCUGCUAUGAUUAACCGCCUUCAUCAAAACUACCCCUUGACUUUCGGACCAAAAAAUCCCCGAAAACGCACGCGCGUCGAAUACGAAGAUGAGGAGAAGGAAGUGGUCAUCUCACCUGGCGACUCGAUCUCCCAGAAGAGUUCACAAGUUGGCGACGAUGAGGCGAGUGACGGUGGAACUGGAACUGCUCUGACUUCGCUAGCUGCAAGUGGUGGCGAUGAUAUCAUCGAGGAAGAGAUAGAGAGUGAGCUCGUUGAUGGAAGUGAUGACAGCGGAUCACAAGUUGCGAGCGAGGAUAGCGAGUCUCUCGAUGAAGCGGAAGGAGAAGAGGGAAAGAGCACUCUCGUGGAGGAGGACAGUGACUCAGUGGAAGAAGGAGAGGAAGAGACCGAACUCGUCGAAGGAAGUGAGGUUGAGGAAGAGCAAGCGGUUAGCGAUGAAGAUCGGGAGGUGAUCGAUGCUGAGCAGAUCUACUCCGACGAAGACGAAGACGAAGAGGUCGAUAUCGACGAACGAGAAGCCGCUGAAGCCGAGCGAAAGGUCCAAGAAUACCUGGCCAGACAGGCUGAGCUUGCUUUGAGAAGAGAAGACGUCGAGAAGGUCAAGGCAGCUGGCGGUUGGGACCCAGAAUCUCUAUUCUUAUACGAGAGACUUGCCUUGCGCAGCUUCGAGCCGCUCAUUCACAACUAUUGGCGAAUCGACUUUCCGACUCUUCCGGAGGAUCUCUUCACCCCUGAUGAGGAGCUUACAUUCGUCAAUUCAAAUUUCCGUUCCUCCGGCAGUGGCGUCAAAGCACUGCAAAGCCUGAUCAGUCUCGGUGUCCGUGUCCGUGACAAGCUCGAAGCUGGCGGUAGUCCAGAGAAAAUGGUCGCCCGUGCGAUCAAGGGUUAUUUGAGAUGGUCCGAGAGAGAUGGAGGAUAUGAGAAGAUGAUGUACAUUCCGGUCCACACCAUCGUUUGUGCCCGCUCCUCGCAAUCAGCCGGUUCAAUCACAGCCGCCAUUACGAGCCAGAUGAAAUUCCUCGGAGACAGACACAGGGAGAACUUGUCUAUUCCAGGUGGACAAAUCAACGAGGUCGGUGAGCUGCAAAUGUAUCGCAGACCACUUCCAGUUUUGUAUGGAUUGAUCGUAGCUCAGGCCAAGGUCAUUCUUGCCACUUGCUCCUCUGCCGAAGAUGCAACCAUCAGGCAUAUUGGUCACGUCGAUUUCAAGAACCAGGACAUGGACGUCUGGAACGGCUUCGCGAUCGCAUUCAUGUUCAUCGCUGCCCGCAACUACAUCAUGUCUAUCAAGGAUGAACUUGAGGUCGAUACCACGGCUGAUGCCGAUGAAGAUGCAUGA